UGGUUGUAAAGGAUGGUGGAUCUCCAAGCAAGAGCGCUACAGUCACUGGAAUUGUUAAUAUACUGAGGAACCUCAAUGACCCUGUGUUUAACCCAACCUUUUAUAAUGCGACUAUAUUUGAGACUCACGCCCUCCGUGACAGUAUAGUGCGUGUUGUAGCAACAGAUGCAGACAGAUCUGGUCCUCAGAGUACAUUCACCUUUUCGCUGCAAGACUUGUCUCGAAACUUUGCCAGCACGUAUUUCCGAAUUGAUACAACUAGUGGCAACAUCUUUGCCCGUUUGCCUCUUACCCAGGACCUGACAGACACUUCUUUUGUUGAGUUCUCAGUAACAGCCACUGACCAAGGUGUACCAGUGCAAAUUUCAGUGCCACCUGCACGUGUGCGUGUCAACAUUAUCCGCAACCUGAACCCCCCCUGUCUUCCAGAGUGAACCCUACAGUGCAAGAAUUGACUUCACUGCUCCCGUAAACUCCCCUGUCAUGAAUGUGCAGGCUACAGAUGCUGACAUUGUGGAUCCUUUUAAUCGGGUUACUUAUUCCCUGAUUGGUGAUGGUUUGGCAACCAGCUUGUUUACAGUUACGCCUGACACUGGUGCCAUCAGGACUCAAAAUACCCUAAAUUCUGAUAACAGUGAACAAUAUGUGCUUCGAGUUGUUGCCAUGGAUGGAGGAACUCCAAGACUCACAGACACAUCAACAGUGCUAGUAACUGUAAACAGGAAUUUGAAUGCACCACAACUGCAGCCUCAAAACUACAGUAUUGGGAUUUUGGCCACACAGGCUCUCUCCAUACCCAUCCUCACUAUUAAUGCUGCUGAUGCUGAUGUUGCGGUACCAUAUAACACAGUAGUGUUCAGGCCAACAUCAAGUCCAUUGUUUAGUGAGUUCUUUGGUGUGGAUCCUUCUUCUGGGGACGUGAAUGUGAAGAAAGAUCUAGCCCUCCGGUCUGAUAUUUCAACCUAUAUUGGCACUGUGUCAGUGUGUGACUCAGCCUCUAGUCCACGUUGUUCUGAUGUGCCAUCCUAUGUGACCGUCCUGGUUACACAUAACCAGAACACACCCUUCUUCAUCAAUGAGCCAUACAGAAGAGACCUCCAGCGCACUCUUGGUGCCGGUACAGGAGUGUUGACAGUUCAAGCAGAAGACAGGGAUGAUCCUAGCACAAUCUUUGGGCAGAUUCGUUAUACUCUCAUUGGUGAUGACCAAGCCCCCAACUUCUUCAGUAUCAACCCCACGAGUGGACUCAUUGAGAUCAGCAAUGCACUGGGUCAAACCUCAGACAAUCUCUAUCAGCUUCGUGUCCAGGCGUGUGACCUUGGUGGUAUGUGUAACCGUACCACAGUCAUUGUGACUAUCACUACAAACUUUCAAGCUCCCAUCAUCACCCCAGCUACUUAUACUCAGACUGUGCAGGAGACCAUCUCACUAGGAACACCCAUCAUUGAUGUCAAUGCUACAGAUGCUGAUCCCACGGCUCCAAACAACCAGAUUACAUACGUCAUAUCUGAAGGCCCUGAGGACCUGGAAUGUUUCACGAUCAACCAAGACACUGGUGUCAUCACUGCAAGACGCUCAUUACUUUACAAUCCAUGCACAGCAUCAGUUUACUCUAUGCUAGUGGUUGCUCGUGACCGUGGUUCCCCAUUACUGGAAAGCACUGCUGCUUCUGUGACCAUCAAUGUACAGCGCAACGACAACCCUCCUAUUUUCACCAAUGAACCAUAUAUAACCAGUCUGCGGGAAGAUGCCAGUAUAAAUGAUCCUGUCUUCACAGUAACUGCUGUCGACACGGAUAUUGUUGCUCCGUUCAACACCAUUCAGUUUAGUCUCAUUGGUGAUGACACAGCUCCAGUCUACUUCGAUAUCCGUCAAAUUGAUAACAACAAUGCACAGAUUUUCGUGAAAGCACCAGUCUUGAAUGAUGACAAGACAACUUAUAUUGUGAGAGUCCGAGCGGCUGACGGAGGUAUUCCUAGCAAGUCCGACACGACCACUGUUCGCAUCACAGUCAACAGGAAUCUGUUUGCUCCUCGCUUUGAUCCACUAAUUACAACAUCACCAUUUUUCGAGACUCAGUCAUUGGGAUUGUCCAUCUUCCAAGUGACUGCUACUGAUGGUGACAGCAAGGCCCCUUACAACACUGUGCAGUAUGAGGUCAACAACAUUCUCUCCAGUGUUCCUGGACGGCUGUACUUCAUGGUGGACCGGAACACUGGUGGAGUCAGUCUCAGGUGCUUUCUGGAAUCAGACACAAGCUACACUGGAGUAUACACGAUUGUUGUUGAUGCAGUAGAUGGAGGUGGACUAAGGGCUAAUCCGCCUGCCAAUGUUGAAAUCACCAUGGACAGAAAUACAACGCUGCGGCCACCCAACGAUACCAACUCCAUGUUACCCAGAGCAUCCCUCUGUUGCCAGGAGCCUCUGCUACCGUACUGGGGUGGAAGCAGUAAGACUUACAUCACUUGAUGUAUAUCAUAUGAGUACUGGGGUAAUUGCCUCAAAGGUAUAUGGGUUUAAUGUUCAAAAGUGUAAUUUAUAUAGUCACUAUUACAAAAUACUUCAAUGCGUAAUACUUUCUGGUGUGUUACUAUUGGGUUUAUAUGACUAAGGCAGAUUUCUAUGAAGAUGAACGUGUCAACUCCUACACAAUUGUAAAAUAUAUCCUGUGAAUAUUUGCAUUCUAGCUGAACACUUUGUUAUACAGACGCUUUAAUGUUACUUUCUUAUGAUGAUUCAUGAAUUUUAGUUGUUUGAAUAUUGUCCUAUAAGGGAUAGACCUUUACUAUGUACAGUACGACUUUAAACCUAGGAAGUCUAUUCUAUGUGCCCCUCACCGUUCCUCGGGUCCGGUACAUGUCAAUGAAUGAGUUGGAUGGAAGUGUGUGUCUGUGAUUAUAUAUUUAUUAUUCUGUUCAUUUAUACAUGUAUCGUUCGUAUUUUUCUUCUGCAACAUCAAACUUUGAAUGAUAAUCAUGUUUAUAAUACUAUAUUAUGAUGUGAAUAACAAAUACACAUUCAUUUUCAGGAAAACAUCCAUUCUCAACACUACCAUUUUCAAUGCUUUUUACAGCAGUUUUAUUUUACAAGCAAUGUGCCAUGAUAGACUGUCAGUGUAGUCUUUAGUGUAUGAUUUCACUGACAGUCUGGCACUGCCGGAAUGAUAUUAUGCGUAUGCUAUCAAAAACAAGGACCAAUGAAGGAGACACUGCGCUUUCCACUAAGUCCAGUGGCCCUGAACGAAUCAUGGGCUAGAUUCACUUUCUGUUUCAUUUCUACAUUUAAACAAACGGUAAAGAACCUGAACGUUCAUUUACUUUCUCUUUUACAGGUACUACUUUAAUCUAACCCUUGCGCCUAAACGAAUUCAGCGCUUGAUUUACUAAGUCUUUCUCUUUUACAUAUACUAUGUACUUUUUACCUAACCCUAGUGAUUUUGAACUAUCCUGAUUACUGCGUCUUUUACAUUUUCACUAGGGUUUUAAAACUAAUCCUAGCGUUCCUGGACAAAUCCUGUGCUUGAUCAUUUUUACAUAUACACUGCACUUUAAGCAAAACUCAUUGUGCCUGAAGCUGUGGAUUCCUGGUAUUCUUCUCAUCCCCGUUUCCAUAUACCCGUUCAUCAUCAAGUAAAACGACAUCCAAAACUCAUUCUGCCAGCUUUAGUCGGUUGAUAUCAGUAUCCAUUGUGGCUUUUGACACAGUUUGAAUGUUUCACAGAUCAUUGUUUUCUUGUUAAUUACUAAUCCAAGCAUUUUCUCAAUCUACAGAUACUAACAUUACUUUAUAGAGACACACUCACUAUCAUUUUGAUCAUACUAGGUUUUUCUUCAGUUUAUUUCAUUAUACGUUUUUCUGGUAUAGAAUCCAUGUGUCAGGUAAGUCAAUAAAAUCUCACAGGUAAGCGUAAAUGUGAGCCAAGGAUAUGC
Messenger RNA from Haliotis rubra (blacklip abalone), 3929 nucleotides. Its product is annotated as protocadherin Fat 4-like. The record is from RefSeq and is a predicted model, not a curated record. Gene Ontology annotation, biological process: homophilic cell-cell adhesion. The coding region runs from base 484 to 2469 and encodes 661 amino acids. Gene Ontology annotation, molecular function: calcium ion binding. The transcript has 13 exons. Lineage: Eukaryota; Metazoa; Mollusca; Gastropoda; Lepetellida; Haliotidae. Gene Ontology annotation, cellular component: membrane.